AUGAUGAUUGUCCCAAUUCCUGGGUCGUCGACGGCAGACCGCGUGCUGGAGAACAGUAAGAUUGUGGACGUGUCCGAAGAGGAUCUCGACCAGAUUGAUGCUAUUCUGAAGACCUUUACGCCGGCUGGUGCACGUUACCCCCCAAUUGUCCAGACCAAUACCUAG
Aspergillus puulaauensis is the source of this 165-nucleotide messenger RNA. RefSeq names its product pyridoxine 4-dehydrogenase. Lineage: Eukaryota; Fungi; Ascomycota; Eurotiomycetes; Eurotiales; Aspergillaceae. The transcript has a single exon. The record is from RefSeq and is a predicted model, not a curated record. The coding region runs from base 1 to 165 and encodes 54 amino acids.